AUGGCGGCCUUUGUGCGUCUUCAACCCCGGUCAGGUAAGACAGACGCGCACUCGUGCAAGGCACAGCGUUCGACUAGAGGAGACGCCAAAAAGGCCAACGACGAUCAACGUGACAGCACCGUCGGCGACGUGUCGAUCCAGUGCGUAGCCGGAGGGUUAAUUGAGGUCCAGGCUCGGCACGAGCGCUGGGACCCAACCAAAAGACUUGAAGCGACCCGGCAUUCCGGUACGGUGAAGCGCCACGGCGACGUGACUCGGGUGUAUGGUACGGAGAAAACGCGGUACGACCUGUGGCGAUUCCUUCUCAUCUCUGAGUCUACAACGUGGUGA
This is a messenger RNA of Verticillium alfalfae VaMs.102, 330 nucleotides long. RefSeq lists its product with no specific name. Lineage: Eukaryota; Fungi; Ascomycota; Sordariomycetes; Glomerellales; Plectosphaerellaceae. The record is from RefSeq and is a predicted model, not a curated record. The coding region runs from base 1 to 330 and encodes 109 amino acids. The transcript is spliced from 2 exons.